Messenger RNA from Cucurbitaria berberidis CBS 394.84, 1493 nucleotides. RefSeq names its product NAD(P)-binding protein. Bases 377 to 1420 code for a protein of 347 amino acids. NCBI's taxonomy places the organism in Eukaryota, Fungi, Ascomycota, Dothideomycetes, Pleosporales, Cucurbitariaceae. The record is from RefSeq and is a predicted model, not a curated record. The transcript has 4 exons. Gene Ontology annotation, molecular function: oxidoreductase activity.
CGUCCUUCAUGCUGCAAGAACACCGGACCUCCGAGCGAUCCCCGGCGAGGCCGUCUCUGGGCCCUGUGACGUUGGCCCGCUCCACAUGCAAUUAUGCGAUGCGAGCGGAAAAGGACCAGUGUAACGGAGUCGCUAUUGGUUCUUCUUUCUAGUCGGGUACGAAGAAAGGAGUGACGUAUAUUAGUUUCGCGGGUCUGUCUUGCGUCAUGAAAUCGGACCUUGAGACGACCCCACACCUACACCGCGAUCUACCGAUUUAUAGUGGAGGUCGCCGCCAUAGCCAAACAUGUAAAAAGGCAGAGUACCUACGCUGUUUUCUUGCAAGCAUACAUACUGAAUUCUCAAACUCGAAAUCGCAGCUCAACCCACAUACACAAUGGCACCCUCAACAACCAAGCAGUGGACGGUCGACGGAAAUACCGGCUUUGAUGCCUUGAAUUUCAAUGAGAACGCCCCUGUCCCCGAGGUAGGCGACAAAGAUGUGCUCGUCAAAAUUCACGCCGCUUCCCUCAACUACCGCGACUUGAUCAUCCCCAAGGGGAAAUACCCAUUCCCCAUGAAAGACAACAUCGUCCCUGGAUCUGACGGAGCUGGUACCGUUGAGAAGGUUGGGAAGCAGGUCACACGAUUCAAGCCCGGAGACAAAGUCGUUACCCUGUUCAAUCAAGGCCACAUCGCCGGCUCCCUCAACGCACAGACCAUACAAACUGGCCUGGGUGGCGUUAUCGAUGGCACGCUCCGCGAAUACGGUGUUUUCGAUGAAGCUGGCCUCAUCACCAUGCCUCAAAACCUCAACUUCCUUGAAGCUAGCACGCUUUCCUGCGCUGCCCUCACAGCCUGGAAUGCUCUUUACGGCCUCGAGAGUCGCGCACUGAAACCUGGCCAAACCGUCCUCACACAAGGAACGGGGGGUGUUAGCAUCUUCGCACUUCAGUUUGCCAAAGCCGCAGGCGCACGUGUCAUUGCCACGACGAGCUCAGAGAAGAAGGCCGAGAUAUUGAAGAAACUUGGGGCCGACCAUGUCAUCAAUUACAAGGAAGACCAGAAUUGGGGCGAGACAGCUGCCAAAAUUACCGGCACCGGCGUUGAUCAUGUCGUCGAAGUCGGCGGACCUAAAACCAUGGCGCAAUCUAUCAAAGCUGCCGCCAUUGAUGGUGUCAUCAGCAUCAUCGGCUUUAUUGGCGGCACAGAGAAGGACCAGCCCACCUUCCUCGACUGCUUGAGCAACAUCUGCACAGUGCGGGGUCUCUUGGUGGGCUCCAGGCUGCAGAUGGAAGACAUGUGUGCUGCCAUCGAAGCAAACAAUUUGCACCCUGUCGUAGACGAGAAGGUGUUUGAGCUCAAGGAUUUGAAGGAGGCGUAUCAAUACAUGUGGGAUCAGAAGCAUUUCGGAAAGCUCACUAUCAAGGUAGCAUCAUAGUGGAGACUAGAUCGCUUCGCAGACUUAGAUAACUGGCAAAUAUAAACUCCAUCAGACUCUGAAUCACGUAGCU